Molecule: messenger RNA, 1600 nt
Organism: Grus americana (Whooping crane)
Lineage: Eukaryota; Metazoa; Chordata; Aves; Gruiformes; Gruidae
Gene: GPR39
Product: G protein-coupled receptor 39
Exons: 2
Coding region: 209-1600 (463 amino acids)
Biological process (GO): G protein-coupled receptor signaling pathway
Cellular component (GO): membrane
Molecular function (GO): G protein-coupled receptor activity
Source: RefSeq, a predicted model, not a curated record
CUUUCCUGCUCAGCUUAUUGACUCAGUGGCUGUUGCUAACAAAACCCAGAGGUGUGGCUAGUUGAGACGCAUUUGUUGUACCUGACUGCUCUGACCUGUGUGUCUCAGUCAGAGGGGCAAAGUGAGAAAGGAUCUAUUUGCUGUGAAUUUGAACGUCAGAGAGGGCAGGAAGGCUCUUCCUUCCUUCCCCUCUGCCCAGGGGCUGCUCAUGGCAGGACAGACAUCCCCUUCAGACUGUUCUCACCUCAUUGACCAAAGCCACAUCCCUGAGUUUGAGGUGGCUGCUUGGGUCAAGAUCACUUUGGCUUCAGUGUAUGUCUGCAUCUUUAUUGCGGGCAUCUUGGGCAACAGCAUCACUAUCAAGGCCACUAAGAUCCUGCAGAAGAAAGGCUACCUGCAGAAGGAGGUCACGGACCACAUGGUGAGCCUGGCCUGCUCUGAUCUGCUGGUCAUCUUUCUGGGCAUGCCCAUGGAGUUCUUCAGUGCCAUCUGGAGCCCCUUUUCCACCCCUAACGGCAACAUGGCUUGCAAGCUCUACUACUUCCUCUUUGAAGCCUGUAGUUAUGCCACUGUGCUGCAUGUGGCUACCCUCAGCUUUGAGAGGUACGUGGCUAUCUGUCACCCCUUCAAAUUCAAGGCAGUCUCUGGACCCCGGACAGUGAAGCUGCUCAUCGCCUUUGUCUGGGGGACAUCUGUCAUCGUAGCUCUGCCCCUGCUUUUUGCCAUGGGCACAGAAUAUCCCCUGGAAACCAUAGAGGGCUACCAAGGUAUGACUGCCUGUGUCAAGCCUGUGCCCAGGCACCACCUCCCUGAACUGAAGCAGAAUAUGACCAUCUGUACCAGCCUCUCCUCCAAGUGGUCUGUCUUUCAGGCCAGCAUCUUCAGUGCCUUUGCUGUGUACAUCAUAGUGCUGGGAUCUGUCGCCUUCAUGUGCCACAGCAUGAUGAAAACCCUGAUGAUCCACAAGGAAGGAACUGUGGCAGUGAAGGGUGGACUAAGACACCAGGAGCAGUACCUAAGAAAAAGUGAAAGCUCGGAGGGCAAGAGCUCCAGGAGACAAAUCAUUUUCUUCCUGGGGCUGAUUGUUGCAACUCUGGCAAUAUGCUGGAUGCCAAACCAGGUUAGAAGGAUCAUGGCUGCUGCUAAACCAAAGCAGGACUGGACUGUCCCCUACUUCAGAGCGUACAUCACUCUUCUUCCCAUUGCUGAUGUCUUCUUCUACCUCAGUUCGGUGGUGAACCCCCUGCUGUACAACAUCUCUUCUCAGCAGUUCCGCAGUGUGUUUCUGCAGGUCCUCCGCUGCCGCCUGACAAUACAGCAUGCCAACAAAGAGAAGUUUCUUAGGGCCAACCUGAGCUCCGGAGCAAGAAGCAGCCGGUCUCUACGCUCACUACUCUUCACUUCAUCUAGGCGCAAUUCUUCUACAAGAGGCAAUAACAAAGUUUUCUUCAGUACUUUUCAGAAUGAUACCAAGCCUGACUGCAGUCCACAGAAACCAGGUCUUGAACCACCGGAGCACAGCUUGGAAGUAGUGCCACUAGAGACUAGCUCAGAGCUCAGUCCAGACACACAAAACGGCCUUUGUGAACAUCAAGUAUGA